AUGGGCAAACAUCUUUUCGUGCUGGUGCACGGGUUGUGGGGCAACUAUAAGCAUAUGAAUGCAAUCAAGGAUGUGUUUUCUGAUGCAUUUCAGGACAGUUCGGAAAUUCUCUUUUUUUCGCCGCGACAAAACGGAUAUUUCAAGACGUUUGACGGUAUCGAGAUCAUCGGGUAUCGUACCCUUCUUGAAAUAUGCCAGUUUAUCGACACUUUCCCGUCUGGAGAGAUUACUGACAUCAGCUUUGUCGGGUAUUCCAUGGGUGGCCUAAUAGCGCGGUUCAUUGUGGGAAAAAUGCUCUCUGAAUGUCAUGAGCUGUUUCAAAAUAUACAACCUCAGUUGUUCAUUACUUUUGCAACGCCGCAUCUUGGUGUUCACUUUUUGUUGCGCGAACACCGCGCAGGUCAUCAUCGUGCAAUAUCGCGAAUUUUGUCCACUUUGGGUACUACCGUCCUUGGCAGGACUGGGCGGCAGCUUUUCAUCCAAGAUAGCCUGCCAAAUAAGUCAAUUUUGGUGAAAUUGAGCGAAGGAGAAUAUUUAGAGGGUCUCGCACGUUUCAAACACAGGAUUUGCGUGGCUAACGUUAAAAACGACCGUACUGUGGCCUUCUACACCUCUUUCAUAGCAGACAAGGAUCCGUUUUUGGAGACUGAUAACCAGAUCAAGUAUGAGUUUGAGAGGAACCUUCCAGGCGAGAAUCUGUGUAUGGUACCACGUAUCAUCGACAUGGCAAAACUGGACCCUGCCUCUUCGAGGGCUCCAGCUGAUGGUCCACAUCUAUCACACUGGCUUUUCAUAUUCGUUAUCUGUUGCGUUUUAACGUUUGUGCUGCCACUCAUUUUCGUAGCCAACGUCUUGGGUACAUGCUACUCUUAUUUGGCUACGGUUCAUUACCAGAACCUGUUGCAUCAGGGGGAGGGCCGUGUUAUCUUGCGUCGCAAACUGGGACUACGCGACAAGAUUGCCGAUUCACUGCGGGACACUGUGGGCGUAAUUGCGAGCGAUUACGAGGACAACCCUGGUGCCGAUAAUGGUCAGACUAUUGUGAGGGAAGACACAUCUUGGGAAGACUUCAUUGCCAAAUACACAAGUGGCUGGCAAUCUGAUCCAAAACCUAAGUUCCAUAAGCUAAAUUUCGAUGAACAGCGUAAGCAAAUCUAUUCGAAUUUGAACGGGGUUUCCUGGAUUCGCAUCCCGCUCUACGUUAAGGCGCUAAACGCACAUGAUGGCAUUGUCGCAAGAAAGGGUGUCAAGGCUGCUACGCCGUACAGCAUAUCAGGGCUUCAAUUUGUGGCUCAAAUGGUCAAGUUUCUCUGGUUUCGCACUAGCCGGCAAUCGACGGCACGUAUGGUCCAAAUUGAAGCUUGCCAUAAAUUGCAUAAAGAAAAAUAA
Lachancea lanzarotensis is the source of this 1389-nucleotide messenger RNA. RefSeq names its product LALA0S01e17458g1_1 (gene LPL1). The transcript has a single exon. The record is from RefSeq and is a predicted model, not a curated record. Gene Ontology annotation, molecular function: monoacylglycerol lipase activity. The coding region runs from base 1 to 1389 and encodes 462 amino acids. Lineage: Eukaryota; Fungi; Ascomycota; Saccharomycetes; Saccharomycetales; Saccharomycetaceae.